GCAAAUAUCAUAAUUAUUCUGAAGACCACAGAAGUUUUCUCUACAGUUUACUGUUGUGUGACAAGUACACUUCUGUUGUAAAUGGAGAUUCAAGUCAAAUCAAGUCAAUGUUGAGAAAGAUGCGUGAACGGUAUUUCGAAAACCUCUCUCCGUCUAAUGAUAUUGAUGUAAAACAGCUCAAGCACGAGGUCACUGAAACCCAGAAUAAUGAGGUAACAUUUGUGUCAGACGGCAUCCGACAUGACGUCAUGUAUGCUUUCGUCACGGAGUGUCUUGUGGAGGACAGUGAUCUGGAGUUUUUCCUGACCACGGCGUCACGUGACGUGAUAUCAGAAUACUGCCGGUCCUGGGGCUAUAAGAGGAGUGAGGGAGAGAGAUGUCUGUAUGUACCGGACUAUCCAGAGAAGAUGUACGACUUCUUCAUAGACAAACUACAGCUGGACAUCAUCACACACUGUACCGUGUCUGACAGGGGGAUUCAUGACAGGAUCAGUGAACGUUUAAAGAUACCAGAAGAAGUACUUAAAUGGGAUAUCCAUGCUAGAAGAAGGUUUUUGAAAAACAUCAAGGAAAAAAGUGUGAAAAUGUUUCGCGCUAGAGGAAUGAUAGUUGGAUGUGCUGGCGCAGGAAAAACAACUCUUCUUAGAAAGCUUCACGGAGGGAAGAGAAAACAUGAAGAUACUGAAAGUGCAGAGAUAAGAACUCUUCGUAGAAAGUUUCAAAGAAGAAAGAAAACUGAUAAGGAUAGUGCAGGGUCAGAAAACGCAUUUCUUCUUAAACAGCGUCAAGAUGCAGAAUGCAUGAAUGAAGAUAAGCCAACUGAAUCAACCGUAGGUCUUGAGGUCCAUGAAGAUCUGUUUGUUAUCGAAGACAGCAAGUUAAAAGAUUUUUGUCACGAGGAAGCAAAUAGUGAAAAUCAAUAUCUUGACAACAACUUGAUAAGUAUGACGGACUUUGCUGGACAAGUGGCGUACUACGCAUGUCACCAGGUAUAUCUGUCAAGGAGGGCGUUCUACAUCGUGGUGGUCGACAUGUCUAAGAAGCUGAAGGAAGAAUGUCGAUUGUAUGACACAGAUCGUCACAACCCAACGGGUUCCUUAUUCCAUUCCUGGACAUACAGAGACUACUUCCAUUUUUGGCUCCAAACAAUAAAUACAUACUGCAGUGAUGGAAUAACACAAAGGGAUCCGAAAGACACAAGAGAAACCAAAGACUCCACGCUGAAUGUCAAUUUACACCCGGUUAUUAUUAUUGCCUCCCAUAAAGACAAGCUGGGAGGGAUUUUGCAAAAAUCGGAUGCAUUUUACGGCCAAUUAGAAGCGAGUUUGUCUGAAGAACAAACCUUGAAAAGACUUAUAUCACCAUACCGAUAUUUUGAAGUAGAAUGUCCGCCAAAAGUAUUGAGUCCAGAACAGCAAAUGUCAAUUGAUCGUGUUAAGAAGUGUAUCGUAGAAACUGUACAAAAGCUACCACAUUGGGGGGAAAAAGUUCCUUUAAAAUGGUUUGAAUUGGAGAAGAGUCUAAAUAGGAAGAAAGCAAACGGAGAAAAAGUCUUGAAGCGGGUAGAAUUGAAAGAAACGGCAAAAGCUUUUUCAAUAGACGAAGAUGACCUCAAUGAUGUUCUUCGUUUCUUACAUGAAAUUGGAAAAAUCAUAUAUUUUUCUGAGGAUAAGCUCAAGGAAACCAUUAUCAUAGAUGUGCAGUGGUUUGUUGACGCAUUCAAAUACAUCAUAACCGACGAAAAACAUUUUGCACGGAGAGACCACAACAACAUACUAGUGAAUACCGGGAAAACUACUGGGCGGUACAUUGAACAAGUGUGGGAAAGUAUUCAAUACGAUCACGAUAUCAAUAAUUUUAACAUUAAUAUUAAUGGUGAAACUCAAAAACAUCAUGAUUUCUUACGGCAUUCUUAUUUAAAUCAUAAAGAUGACAUUCUACAAUACAUGGACAAACUUGGCUUGAUGACAAGAAUUGAAACACAGGUAGGCGAUGGCGAUGAGAAAGAGAUGUAUUACAUACCGAGUAUGAACAGAACCGACCUUCCUGAGAACAAAAAAGAUGCAGUCAAUAAAAAACAAAAAUCACCCAUGAUGGUCUACUUUUUCAAGUCUUAUUUACCCCAUUUUUUCUUCUUUCGAUUAGUGGUUAAUUGUUUAAAAAACUGGAAUGUUUGCAAGGAAGAGUCUUUUUUUAAAAAUGCUGCAUUUUUCAAAGAAGAUGCUGGACAUUAUUUUGCCAUUGCCGUCAGCAAAACAUCAAUUCAACUGCAAGUUUUUACGCGUGGCGAAACAGUGAAAGACGAAUGCGUCAGGAAAAUUAGGAAGACAGUGGAAGAUAUGAUCAAGGAAAUUACAGAAACCUUUCACAAGGGAAUUUUGUACGAUAUUGGUUUUUCAUGCAUGGACAUUAAAAUCGCAGAUGAAGAUGACAGAUUCUUUUUGAAAGAGUCUGAAAUAAUCCAGGAGGUAUGGAAUUCCAUGGAGAUGUCGUGCCCAAGACAUUUUCUAGGGUCAAACGAACACACUAUUGAUACAAAUAAAAUACGUAUGUGUUUGUUAGAGAGAAAUCCCACUUUGUCUUUAAAGGACAAUUAGAACGUACUUUACAGAGCUGAAAUACUUUUGUAGUUGUUUAAAAUAGGCUUGUGCGUCGGUACAUAAAACGCUAUUUCUGAAGUGAAAAGAAGGGAGAAGAAAUACACGAGUAAAUUAUAUUUAGGAUAUUUUGGCAUAAUACUCGAAGCACACAGAGACGGGUGUAUUAUUGAGGCAUCGGAUACUUUUAUAUGAACGAGUUUUAAAAUAUUUAUAUGACCGUUUAGGCGCCACAACAGGUUGCCCUCAAGUGUAGUGUGAUGUAAUGUAAUUUAUAAUCUCUGAAUUGGCAAGGUCAUACUUUAUGUAUAUUAUUUUCU
This is a messenger RNA of Saccostrea cuccullata (small rock oyster), 2917 nucleotides long. Its product is annotated as probable serine/threonine-protein kinase pats1. NCBI's taxonomy places the organism in Eukaryota, Metazoa, Mollusca, Bivalvia, Ostreida, Ostreidae. The record is from RefSeq and is a predicted model, not a curated record. The transcript is spliced from 5 exons. The annotation marks the transcript as partial.